This is a messenger RNA of Gossypium arboreum, 2053 nucleotides long. RefSeq lists its product as uncharacterized. Gene Ontology annotation, cellular component: nucleus; tRNA (m1A) methyltransferase complex. The record is from RefSeq and is a predicted model, not a curated record. Gene Ontology annotation, biological process: tRNA methylation. NCBI's taxonomy places the organism in Eukaryota, Viridiplantae, Streptophyta, Magnoliopsida, Malvales, Malvaceae. Bases 747 to 1676 code for a protein of 309 amino acids. The transcript is spliced from 4 exons.
GCACAUUUUUGAGAAAACCAAAAAAGGAGAGCGAAAAGAAAAAGAAGUGUAGGGUUGAGAGAUAUUUUUGGUAGAUAUUUAGAAUGGGGUUUUAUAGGGAAAAGGCAUAAAAAGAACAAAAAAAAUGAUGAAGGCCUAAGUGGGGUGAAAGAGAAAGAAAGAGAAAAGGGUGGUUGUUAUCCAUAAAUAUAUCCAAGUGAAGGGCCAAAAGAGGCUGAGAAAUCUUUAGUCUUUUGGUUCACCUCUGCUUCCAAGAGAUAAGACCUCCUUCUUCCCUUUGUAUUUACUCGUAUUUAGUCGGAUCAAGUUGUCAUCUCUGUAUUUUAAUUUAUUAUAAUUUUUGAAUUCUUUUAAAAUUGUAUUUUUUUAUAAUUUUAAAAUUUUAAAAUUAAGAUUAAAUUAUCAUAAUGUAUAAAUGUUAAUAGUUAAAUAUUUAAAAUUAAGAACAAAUUGAUAUGAUAUAUAUACCAAUUAGAAAAGCCAUGUCAUCUUUAAUUAUUUAACUAUGAGUUAGUUAAAUGACUAAAUUAUAAUUUUUUACAGUUUAAAGAUUAAAACGGAAAUCCACAUAUAACUCAGUGACCUGCAGACCACGGUGUACUUUAAUAACACUAUAAUCAAAUAUUCAAAACCCUAUUUGGUUAACAAUGGAAGUUGAAUAAAACCCAGGGUUUUUGGCUGCUUCCAUGCUCUUUUCUUCUUCAUAUCUGGAAAAUAUUGCUAUCUAAUUCAGAAGUACUUCUGGGAUGUUGCUUAUGGAUUCCUCGACGAAGAUAUCUUUCAAUCGUUGCAUUAGAGAUGGAGAUUUGGUUAUUGUAUAUGAGAGGCAUGAUACCAUGAAAGCUGUUAAAGUGUGCGAGAAUUCGGUUCUUCAAAAUCGUUUCGGUGUAUUUAAACAUUCGGAUUGGAUUGGCAAGCCGUUUGGUUCCAAAGUUUUCAGCAACAAAGGUGGAUUCGUUUACCUAUUGGCUCCAACACCGGAGUUAUGGACUUUGGUUCUAAGUCAUAGGACUCAGAUUCUUUAUAUUGCGGAUAUUAGCUUUGUGAUCAUGUACUUGGAAGUAGUUCCGGGUUGUUUGGUUCUUGAAUCCGGGACCGGUAGUGGCUCAUUAACAACAUCGUUUGCAAGGGCUGUGUCUCCAAUGGGACAUGUGUAUACCUUUGAUUUCCAUGAACAGAGGGCUGCCUCAGCUAGAGAGGACUUCGAGAGGACUGGAAUAAGCACUUUAGUCACGGUGGGAGUCCGAGAUAUUCAGGGUGAUGGAUUUCCGGAUCAGUUUUCUGGAUUGGCUGAUUCUGUAUUUUUGGACCUACCGCAACCUUGGUUAGCCAUUCCUUCAGCUCGAAACAUGUUGAAACAAGAUGGAACUCUGUGUUCCUUCUCACCAUGCAUCGAACAAGUGCAACGUUCAUGUGAAACUCUUAGAUCUGACUUUACAGAUAUACGGACCUUGGAAAUACUGCUCCGCAUGUACGAAGUCCGUGAAUGGAAAAUGGAUCACUCAAAAGUCGAUGAUGGUAAUUCCACUGCAUGCCCUCCACGCAAGAGGAGGCAGCCUUCGAGUGAAGCAAGUGUGGGGGACAAUGCAAGUUCUCCUGCAGUUAUGGCCCGGCCAUCUGCUGAAACACGAGGGCAUACUGGAUAUUUGACAUUCGCAAGGAAGUGUGUUUCUUGAAAAAAAAAAAAAAAAUUUACAAGUUGCAAACAAUUUUAAUCCUACUAUUAUGAUUGAUUCUUAGCUCACUCAAUGACACAUUCCUGAGUAUUCACUUCACAAGUCACUAUUUAUAUAGGACCUGUUCAUGUGCAGCCGGAAUUUUUUUUUUGUUUAAGCCUGUUUUUGGCCUGGUUUGAAUUCACUGUUGUGAGUAUAACAUUGUCCAAGUUCAGCUCGGACCAUGCCUACAGGUAUCAGUGUCUUUUGAUAGUUGGAAUGGAUUGAUAGGAUGGCUGAAAAUGGGUUUAGGAAUUAGGGGAUGAUUUAGAUUUUCCCUUUGGGAAACAAGCCAUAAUUGUUCUUUUUUAUCUGAAAUGUGCAUUAAAUUAACUUAA